Fundulus heteroclitus (mummichog) is the source of this 4188-nucleotide messenger RNA. Its product is annotated as xenotropic and polytropic retrovirus receptor 1 homolog. Bases 400 to 2472 code for a protein of 690 amino acids. The transcript has 16 exons. Gene Ontology annotation, molecular function: inositol hexakisphosphate binding. Gene Ontology annotation, cellular component: Golgi apparatus; cytoplasm; plasma membrane. Gene Ontology annotation, biological process: cellular response to phosphate starvation; phosphate ion transport. The record is from RefSeq and is a predicted model, not a curated record. NCBI's taxonomy places the organism in Eukaryota, Metazoa, Chordata, Actinopteri, Cyprinodontiformes, Fundulidae.
GAGAGAGAGAGAGAGAGAUAGCAGCCAGGAUCCAGCUACCAUCAACACUGUGAGCCUGUUUAUCCCUGUCGCUGUCGUUUUAGCGACAUUUCUGCUUCACUCAGCUCCAAAUUAACGCGAUGUGUUCGAGUUAACGUGCGACUCAGGUGGACAUAUCGUUUCCAGAUAUAUAAAAAAAACAACCAAAAAAACACUGUUGUUAUCGGGGGUAACGUGAAGACAAAAAGGACUCCUCAUAGCGCAGCAGCAGAAGCUGCUCGUACUGUAAUCUGCGGAUGAGAGUGUGCGUGUAGCCGCCGAGCCCGGGUCAGUUCAGCAGCUCAGCGGGAACUCUGCACAAGCAGCCGAGUUCUGCUGAGAGAGAAGGCAGUCCAGAGUGAGAACCAGCCGACUGCCGAGAUGAAAUUCACAGAGCAUCUCUCAGCGCACAUCACGCCGGAGUGGAGGAAACAGUACAUCCAGUAUGAGGCAUUUAAGGAGAUGCUGUAUGCUGCACAGGAUCAGGCUCCAUCCAUUGAAGUCACAGAUGAGGACACAGUCAAGAGGUACUAUGCCAAGUUUGAGGAGAAGUUUUUCCAGACCUGUGAAAAAGAGCUGGCCAAAAUCAACACCUUUUAUUCUGAAAAGCUGGCCGAGGCUCAGCGGCGAUUCGCCACACUGCAGAAUGAGCUGCAGUCAUCGCUGGAUGCCCAGAGGGAGAGCUCUGCCACCGGGCUGGGCCUCAGGAGAAGAAAAACAGUGUUUGCCCUUUCACAGAAGGAGAGGUGCAAACACCGAAACAUCAAGGAUCUGCAGCUGGCCUUCUCUGAGUUCUACCUCAGCCUUAUACUGCUGCAGAAUUACCAGAACCUGAACUUCACAGGGUUCAGGAAGAUCCUGAAGAAGCAUGACAAGAUAUUGGAAACCUCGAAGGGGGCUGAUUGGCGGGUUGCCCAUGUUGAAGUGGCUCCAUUUUAUACAUGCAAGAAGAUCACUCAGCUCAUCUCUGAGACUGAGGCUUUGGUCACAACAGAGCUGGAAGGCGGUGACCGGCAGAAGGCCAUGAAGAGGCUCAGGGUUCCUCCACUGGGAGCUGCACAGCCUGCUCCAGCUUGGACCACUUUUAGAGUCGGACUUUACUGUGGAGUGUUCCUUGUCUUGAUGGUCACUGUGGUCAUUACAGGAGCUGUGGUGAUUCGCCAUUCAGAUUUCUGGCCUAUGAUCAGGAUCUACAGAGGAGGCUUCCUGCUGAUAGAGUUUCUCUUCCUUUUAGGGAUCAACACCUACGGCUGGAGGCAGGCAGGAGUUAAUCAUGUCCUCAUAUUUGAGCUCAAUCCCAGAAAUAACCUGUCCCACCAACAUCUGUUUGAGAUUGCAGGCCUGUUGGGGGUGCUGUGGUGCGUCAGCCUGCUGUCAUGUCUCUUCCAUGACAGCAUCUUGGUACCGAUGCAAGUCAACCCUCUGAUUCUCUAUGGCUUCUUCUUCCUGUUUCUUAUCAACCCCUUCAAGACGUGUUACUAUAAGUCCCGUUUCUGGUUGCUCAAGUUGCUGUUCAGAGUGGUGACCGCUCCAUUUCAUCAUGUUGGAUUUGCAGACUUCUGGCUGGCUGACCAGUUAAACUCUCUGGUGGUGGUUCUGAUGGAUCUUGAGUACAUGGUCUGCUUCUACAGUAUUGAGUUGAACUGGGCCGAACAAAAGGGGCUUUUCGUUGCAACAAGUAAAGGCGUGUGUAACAGCUACUCGUAUGGUCUUCGGGCGGUCAUCAAGUGUCUUCCUGCGUGGUUCCGAUUUGCCCAGUGUCUUCGGCGUUAUCGGGACACCAAGCGGGCCUUUCCUCAUCUGGUCAAUGCUGGGAAGUACUCCACUUCCUUCUUUGUCGUCACCUUCUCAGCUCUGUACAGCACACACAAAGAAUCUGAACUCGAGGGCAGAAUCUACUUUUACCUGUACAUUGCCUGCGCAAUCGUAAGCUCUUGUUAUACACUGAUCUGGGAUCUGAAGAUGGACUGGGGCCUGUUUGACCGCAACGCAGGAGAAAACACCUUCCUGAGAGAGGAGAUCGUCUACCCACAGAAGGCCUAUUACUACUGUGCUAUAUUGGAGGACGUGCUUUUGCGGUUUGCAUGGAUUUUAACCGUCACUCUCACCUCACUCCCUAACUUAGAAGGCAUCGCUGACAUAUUGGCUACACUGCUGGCUCCGUUGGAGGUCUUCAGGCGAUUCGUGUGGAAUUUCUUCCGACUUGAGAACGAGCAUCUAAAUAACUGUGGUGAGUUCAGGGCGGUCCGAGACAUCAGUGUGGCUCCGCUCAACGCCGAUGACCAGACUCUGCUGGAGCAGAUGAUGGACCAGGAGGACGGAGUGAGGAACCGGCAGGGCAAGAAAAGCUGGAAAAGGAGCUACAGCAUGAGCCUGCGCAGGCCACGGCUGGCCUCACAAUCAAAGACUCGUGACACCAAAGUUCUGAUCGAGGACACGGAUGAUGACUCCUGACAUCAGGCCACGCCCCUCGCCUGGGUUCAGAAUUUAUUCAAAGGAGGAAACUCUGCCUCCUAAACUAGGCAAUAACCAGCGAGUGGGCGUUGAACUCAAGAAAGGACGAGGUCUGACCUCCCAAUCAUUUUCCAGUGCACGAGCCUCUGCUGGGGUUCUGAAUUAUUUCAAGGGAAGAUUUUCACUGUUUCGAACUUUUAAACCAGAUUAGUGGCUCCUCCGCCAUCAGUAAAAACUCUUCCUGACCCAAACGAGUGGCGGGGAAUCCUUCCUGAUAAUCACCCAGCAGUGGACUCCUUGAUUACCGCUUUGAGUCUCCUUAGAGCCUCAGCAUGAACAAUGCAGCUAAAGAAAAAGAAAGCAAAUUGACCUCAGAUGUAGUGUUCCUGCCCCUUUUCAGUGCCACAGAACUCUUAUUCCAGAUGAUCCCCAAACUCCCUGCAUAGCAAGAAUGCUCAGAAAGGGGCCUUCAGUGACACAUGAGUGUCCCUCUGUUCAUUUGGACUAAAUGGUGAGAUAGAAUUCCUUCUUCCACAACAAGAGAAACUGAACGGUCUCUGACUCUUCCCUUCCGUCAGGAUUCAGCAGAGCGUGCUGAUCAACUCAUGGCAAAGCCAUCCAGUCAUUCCACAUCUCUAACGCAUCCUAUCUCUUCAUCACAGAGCUGCCUUCUUGCACCUUACACGCUUUGGAAACACCAACAUGCACUUUGUAGAAAAGGUCAAUGGGAAUUCCUUAAAUCCACAAAUAAUAAUGAUUUUAUUUAUUUUUUUUCGAUGUUCCUGCACGUGCAAGGAACCCGGGGUGAUGAUCAACACACUGACUAUCAUUGGAAAUGUUGUUUUGUAACUGUGAGACGGACUCAUGCGGCUGGGUUUGCGGAAAGGUCCAGAAACGAUCGAGCAGAAAAACAAGCGUAUGUCUGGCCGAUUAGAACGGCAGCAGGAAAAUCCUUGUUCUGGUUUUUUCUAAAAAGCAGCGGAUUCCCACUGUGAAUGUGUGAAUACAUGCUGUAUGUUAGGAGACGGUUCUCCUGAAUGUAUGUGUGUCACUAGGAAAGGAACGGCCUUUCAUCUCAGCUAUGGUUCAAGAGUUUUCAUUUAGUCCCCAGAAUUUCUGAUUGGGCAUCUGAGGACUGAGAGCAGGAAGGUAGAUUGCUGUAUCAAACUUGUUUAAUUGAAAUGCUACAAUAACAACUGUUACGAUGAGGAGGAGAGGUCACCUGUCUGUCCCUCUGAGUUACACGGCCAGAAUCAAAAGCGUUGUCCAUGAGCUGCGUUUCAGCCACAUUGCCCAGUGGCAAAUUAGAUUAGCUGGGUAGAAAUCUACUAGAAGUGGCCCUGGAGAUGAGGCGCUGCCGUUUGAAUGGAACCUGCAGAAAUUGCGCUGCAAGAGUAAAUGAUAUAAUUUGCAAACACGGAAUUCAAACCCAGUUUAAUCAAGAUUAAUACCAAGGUUUUACUUUGCUUACGUUGAAAUGACUUAAACUUAGCUUAACAUAGUGCGAAUGUCUGUGUUAUUCUAAAGCGGCUUUAAAAGCAUUCUAUUUGGACCAAAAUGAUGGAAAUGCUCCAUGGACUUCAUAUUUUAGCCAUCUGCUGAAGCUGAGGGUAAAUACUUUUGUUAUACCCUUUUUUUAAUACCUGUAGCGUUAAGGAGUUUGACUAAGAUUAUGUUCCUAGAUACAAAUAAGGACAAUUAAAAGCGGAUGACUAA